Amoebophrya sp. A25 is the source of this 1110-nucleotide messenger RNA. The record is from the annotation of a GenBank genome assembly. Lineage: Eukaryota; Dinophyceae; Syndiniales; Amoebophryaceae.
AUGGCCGCCGUUCCAGUUGAUCAGCUGACCCCUGAGCAGAAGGGUGAGUUGCUGUGCACCUACGCUGCCCUCAUUCUCCACGAUGAUGGUGCCGAGAUCACUGCUGACUCCCUGAACACUCUGAUCAAGGCUGCUGGAUGCUCUUGCGAGGCCUACUUCCCGGCCCUCUUCGCCAAGAUGGCCUCCAACCAGGUACUCUUUAGAUGUUUUGAAUCGCUUUAGAUGUAGAAAAAGCUGUGCUCGGGAAAGACUUCGAUUUCGAAUAAGCGUGACGUUGCUCAGAUUGAUUGGACAAAUAGGCCUAAUCUUGCUAAGUAUGUAGAAGCGAAGUUUUCUAAAUUUGUUCUGCUUCAUGCAUACCAUCGCAUUUUAGGUUUAAGAAUGAAUACAACUACAUCUCCAGUGGCGCGAUUGUAUCUCUGUCUUCUUUUAGAAUUUGGAGAAUUUCAAUUGUUUGUGAAAAAAUCUAAAUAUUUCGAAAUUACAGGACAUCGGUGCCAUUCUCAAGGCCGGUGGCGGCGGUGGUGGCGGCGGCGGCGGUGGUGCCGCUGCUGGCGGAGCUGCUGCUGGCGGUGAUGCCGGCGGUGCCGCUGAGGAGAAGAAGGAAGAGAAGGUUGAGGAAGAGGAGGAUGACAUGGAAUUCGAUCUCUUCGAUUAAAUUCUUUCGCUCAGCCCAGACGUGGUAUAACAACCUUCGCGAAAACGAAUCAGCUCAGGGCGCGUUGAUGAAGACAACAACAGCUGCUGCAAGAGCACGUGAGGCGUUGGCAGUAAGUUACGGAAGGAAUAGUUCGAAAUGACCAUGGGAAGUUGAUGUUCUUCGUCUCGUUGUUCUACUUGAAUUAUGAUUGUCCACGACGUAUUGCAAAGUCCGUGUUUUUCAACGGGUUGUUGCCCACUUCUAUCAACCAUCCGGAGCAACAAGCGAACCCGUGUACACAAGAGUUUCAUGCUGGAGAUGUGUAACGGCCCAGAAGAGCAAAAACCUCGAGAAGCCUGCUUUGCAUGCAGGCUCAGAGUGAGAUCUAGAAUUCGUGUUCUGUCGACGUCGAUGAAUCCAAGAGUGGGCCGUGCCUCUGUACUGUAGCCAGUUCUAUGCGCACGUUAACU